Octopus sinensis (East Asian common octopus) is the source of this 3293-nucleotide messenger RNA. Its product is annotated as GRAM domain-containing protein 4-like. The record is from RefSeq and is a predicted model, not a curated record. Lineage: Eukaryota; Metazoa; Mollusca; Cephalopoda; Octopoda; Octopodidae. Bases 707 to 3271 code for a protein of 854 amino acids. The transcript has 22 exons. Gene Ontology annotation, biological process: apoptotic process; negative regulation of toll-like receptor 9 signaling pathway.
ACACUCACACACACAAACACGCACAGAGCUGGCACGCAGCAGCUUGGAUGAAGAGAGAGAGAGAGAGAGUGAUCGGACUACUGGCCUCACCAACCAUUCAUGCAUACCUGCUCGGCUAUCUUCGAUGAUGUGAUUUCCCGGGUUCGAUUGAAUCACCAUCGACAGCUCCAUGACUGAUUGGAUUCUACAAAUAUCAGCGAUUCUCUUUAGAAGCUUUGAAAACCGUUUUGGAACUCGAAUUACAAGAGAGACGGAAGGAUAGGUAAAAAGAGAGGUAAAACAGCCAGAUUAAUUAGCAGCUAAUUGGAUUGACAGACGAAUGGAUGAAUAGAUUAUAUUAUGAAUCUAUAAGGUACGUGUACGCAGAUGGAGAUAUAUAAGGUUCAUGUAUAUAUACACAGAUAUACAGUCAACAAGAUAAACAGACACAUAAAUAGAUAAAUUACGAGAGAGAGAAAUGGUAGAACCAGUGCGCGAACACGCAGCUACAGACAUACCUCAACUGAUAUAAGGAAUAUACAUACGUAGAGCUGUACAUAUAUAUACUCGUACUUAAUCAUACAUACACACGCGGACAGCACGGAUUUACAAAACUAUUUCACAAGAGAAUGUUUCCUUCUAAGAAACGACUUUUAAUUUAUUGCUAAAUUGGAAUGAAUUUCAAUGUGGGGAUGACCAGCUGAGACAGACAUCCUUGCAAGACGCAAUGAGUUUGAGGAAUGCCAUACGAGCUCGAUUCCGAAACGCAGACAAAUCUGAGAGGGGAGCUGGGCCCACGGCUGUGGGAGCAACAGGUUGUGGAGGCAGUGUUGGUGUCGGUGGCAGCAUUGGGGAAGAGAAGGAAAAAGACAAAGAAAAAGACGAAGAAAUUUCUUCAGCACCAAGUUCAACGAUGACUCCAGCAGUGAAUUCAUCCAAUCGUAAAGUCUCUCGUCCAGGCAAAAUGAACAUCCCAAAAGAUGAAGAAGACACAAGUACUUUUGAAUUAAUAACUGCUGACCGUGAAGGAGAAAACAGUAGUUUAUCAGGACAAGGAACACCUGAGUCACCUCGCUCAGAAUGCAUUCAUCCACUUAAUUCUGAAGAAAGAGUGAGUUUUGAGCAACAACUGACCCACCUUCAAGAACAGCUGGUGGCUAUUAUGAUAGAAAACCAAGCUCUGAGUAGUGAGUUACAAGAAUAUAAGAAAGCUUGUCAAUUUGAGAAAGUUAAACAAGAACUUGACUAUGAAAAAAGCCGAAAUGUUCAUUUGGAAGAAAAAUGUCAGUCGUUAGAGAAGCGAAGAAGAAAGGUGCAACGGAGCAAAUCUGAUGCAACGCAUCACGUUUCACCGGAUGAGACAGACGCCAAUGAAGUUAAGGAUCGUUCCCUUCCAACAGAAGAUCGAGAAGUUGUCAAUGACUUGACUGAUGUAAAUUCAAUUGGUCCCAAGACGCGCUGGCAACGGAUUUGGGAUGCUGUUGUUGAUCAGAUCUCUGAAGUCAUAAACGAUUUUUCUGAAGUUCCAGAACCAAAUCCAGAAAUUGAUUCUGAAGGAGAUCCUUUAACUGUCCGAAAGCUAAAGAAUAAUAUCACCCGGUUUGGUGCAGUUACACAACCAAUUAUGAACACAAUGCGUGGCCUGAAAAAUCUCAUUUCAUGGAGAUCACCUUCAUAUACGCUUUUUGUUUUCACUGUCUACAUGUACUCAGCUUGGUAUGGUUUGCUGCUUCCUUUGUGUCUAUUCCUCAUUUUCUUCCGACUUUCCAUCAGUUACAUGCGAUACAAAGGCUGGAAUAUCAACCUUCAUUAUUUAGAUCCGGGGGAAAUUGUCAAUGAAUCAGAUGAUAAAGACAAAGGAGUUUCAGAUAAAUUCAGUGUUGUUCUUCAAGUGGCUAAAAAAGUGCAGAAUACAUUAGGCGUACUUGCUGAUACUUUAGAAAAAGUGAACAGUCUACUGACGUGGCGCUAUCCACCUGCUACGAAACAACUCUACGUCACCGUCUGUCUUGCCUUCCUAGUUUCAUGUCUAUUUCAAGCAUCCGCCAUCUUCUAUGUAGCAGGAAUACUUCUGGGAAUAAAGGUUUUUAUCAUUGAUUAUAUGUUUGAACAUUUUCCUCGCUUAAAAGAAAAAUACGAUUCAUCUCAUCGGUUGUGGGAAAACCUGCCAACAGAAUCGGAAUAUCGGAAGAAGACCACAAGAGUCCAGAUUGAUAAGGUUGCAUCGUUUCUUAAUAUCCAUCACCAAGACACAAGUUGCCAAGCUAAAACAAAACCUUUUGAUUUGUACCAUGAGCCUAGCCAUAACAGCUGUAACUCGAAACCAAGGUUUGAAAUCUUAGCUCAUCUUUUGGCAGCAAUAGAUAUAGAUGAUCCAAAAGCAGAAUCCAUAAUUAAAAAGUUCCAACAUAUUCUGGCAGAGAAAUGGGAGAAAUAUUCCAGUGCUGCCACACAUUUCGAAAACGAGCUCUCAUCAUUAAGCCGUGGUUCUUUCACAUUUUCUGAAAAUGCCUUUGAUUUGACACCCAAGCAUAGUUUAGACAUUUUCUCAGUGUUACCACUAUCUCAAGGCAAGUCAAAAGAAUGUAAUACAAACGAACAGAACAUAGAUUUUCAUUCCUCUUUUUCGUCUGGAAUAAAUAUAAUUGAAACUCAGGUGAAUAAUGUUAAGCACAUCCUACCUUUGAGUCAGUUUGAAGACCGAGAUGACAUAGAUCAUAUGGUUGAUCUAAUGACAGACGAUGAUAAAUCAUUUUGUGAAUUAUUCAAUCUGCCUCUUAGUGAAAACCCUCUGCCAGGUUGGCAAGGAGGACGACGCUGUGCAUUGAUUAACAAAGAUAAAAGUUUAACAGCAGCUUUUAAAAAUGGUAAACUGUUUCUCACGCGAAGUUUUUUGUGCUUUGAAAGAACGAAAUCACCAUCAAGCAAGAAUUUUGUACUGCCACUUUCUGACAUUGUCAAGUUGGAACGUGCUAAACCGUAUCCAUGGUUACCUGGUGGAGGCAUGGCUAUUGAAGUCACAAUGGCUGGUUCUGAUAAGCCUUACAUUUUCGGUGCCUUAUUGAAUCGAGAAGAAUGCUACCAAAGUAUACACACAGCAGGUUCUGCAGGCGGCUGGGCCUGUCCGGAACCCUCUUCUGGAUCCAUUUCAUCCUCGUCUUCCUCACCAGUGUCAUCAGCAAUAUCCCAACCAAAGUCUUCUCCACACAAAAGACAUAUCCAGCGGAGUCAAACGUUAAGAUUCGAUGAAAAUGUGGCUUAUGCUAUUUCAGAUAAUGAUAAUCACUGCUGAUGUCAUCAUGACAAAAAAAUUC